AUGUUUGUCUGGAAGAACGCUUCAAAGCUUCAAAGGCAGGUAAGGAAAGUCUUCCAGCAGGUUUCAAGUGAUAAAUUUAAGUUUUUUACGAGGUUCAGCCCGGAGAUGACGUCAAAUUUACCUAAAAGAAGUCCAGAGGACAAUCCCAUGGCAGUUAUAGCUCGUUGCAAGAAAGAAGGACGACCGGUGUUUGUAGCCGGACCAAUGGUUCGAUACUCGAAGCUUCCAUUCCGGGAGUUGGUGCGACAUUACAAAACAGACAUAGUUUACACACCUAUGAUCUUAGCACGGGAGUUCGUGCGGCAUGAAAAUGCAAGAAUUAGUGAUUUUACAACGAAUGCAGGUGACAGGCCGUUAAUUCUGCAGGUUGGAGCCAAUAACGUGACAGACUUGCUUCGAAUGUGCGAGAUGGUGCAUCCUUAUGUUGAUGGUAUAGGUCUCAACUGUGGUUGCCCCAUUAAGGAGCAAGUUCGAGAGGGAAUAGGAGCAGCACUCAUGUCGAAAAAGGAGCUAGUGGCAGAUAUGGUUCGUGCCUUGAAGAAAAAGUAUGGGGAUACACUUGUAAUGGAGGUCAAAAUCAGAGUUCACGCGGAUAUAGCAGAGACUAUAGAGUUUGUGAAGUGUGUAGAGGAUGCAGGUGUGGAUUUUAUAACUGUUCACGGAAGAACAAAGAACACGCGAUCUUCGGUUCCUGCAGAUUUCGGCAAGAUUAAGGCCAUCAAAGAGAUCGCAACUGUGCCAAUUAUAGCCAACGGAGAUUGCCGGAGCCUUAAAGAUGCAUACAGCAUUUGCAAAUAUACUGGUUGUGAUGGAGUAAUGGCAGUUAGGGGUGUUUUAUACAAUCCGGCGAUGUUUGCUGGAUUUAAAGAUACGCCGUGGGGUGCGGUAGAGCUCUUUUUGGACCUGGCUUCCUCAUAUGGACUUCCGUUUAGACUCAUACAGCAUCAUGUAAGCUGUAUGCUCGAGAGUCAAACAUCCAAAAAGCUUCAUAUUGAGCUUAAUGAGGCAACCUGCUUUGCCGAAAUGCUGGACUUUUUUGACAAGCACUUUACACUGAAGCGUUCUGGUGAUGCUGGCUUUGGAUCAGCCGUCAAUUUUCCGUAUAAAGAUGUCGAGGAGAGGAAUUUGGAAGAUCGAAAAAAGGAGAGCAGGCAGACUACUGGAAGAAGGCUAAAAUUGUAG
Molecule: messenger RNA, 1182 nt
Organism: Brettanomyces bruxellensis
Lineage: Eukaryota; Fungi; Ascomycota; Pichiomycetes; Pichiales; Pichiaceae
Exons: 1
Coding region: 1-1182 (393 amino acids)
Biological process (GO): tRNA processing
Molecular function (GO): tRNA dihydrouridine synthase activity; flavin adenine dinucleotide binding
Source: RefSeq, a predicted model, not a curated record